Molecule: messenger RNA, 1279 nt
Organism: Ceratina calcarata
Lineage: Eukaryota; Metazoa; Arthropoda; Insecta; Hymenoptera; Apidae
Product: odorant receptor 13a-like
Exons: 5
Coding region: 14-1240 (408 amino acids)
Biological process (GO): sensory perception of smell; detection of chemical stimulus involved in sensory perception of smell
Cellular component (GO): plasma membrane
Molecular function (GO): odorant binding; olfactory receptor activity
Source: RefSeq, a predicted model, not a curated record
UUAAGCAUCAAGGAUGCAUCAAUCAAUAACUGACGACAAUCAUCCACCUUCGGUCAAAUACGAUUAUCAACAACACAUUGAUCUAAGCAUUCAAUGGACCCGUCGAUUACUGAAACCGAUUGGUCUUUGGCCAAGUUCACAUGCGACACCAAAAUUACAAAAAUACUUUUUUCAGUUCAUAAACGUUGCAUUUUACGGUCUUAUAGCAUUCCGUUCUCUUCCCAUGGCUAUCUACAUAUUUCUUGAGAUAGAAGAUGUGUACAGUAAACUGAAACAAUGUGGUCCCCUAAUCUUUGGCUUGAUAUCGUUCGCGAAAUACUAUUCCAUGAUCGUCCACGGGGCUGAAAUUCGUGAGUGCGUCGAGCGAAUUAAAUGGGACUGGAAGAACAUUACUUUCAGCGACGAUCGCGAUAUCAUGCUGACGAACGCAAAUUUCGGCCGGAAGAUGACAAUUCUCUGCACACUUUUCACGUAUAGUGGCUUUGUAUUCUAUAACGUGGUCAUACCGUUUAGCAUUGGUAAAAUUACAACUGAGGAUAAUCUCACCUACAUUCCCCUGGUGUUCCCUUUCUCGUCGUAUAUAAUGGACACCCGGCACAGUCCGGUGAACGAAAUUGUCUUUUCCAUUCAAUUAACGGCCGCCUUUGUGGGACACACGACUGGCGUAGCCGCUUGCGGUUUGGCAGCCUCCUUGGCAGCCCACGUUUGCGGCCAGAUCCAAGUGUUGAUAAAUUGGCUUAAUCAUUUGGUCGACGGCCGAUCCGAUAUGGACGACAACGUGGACCGUAGAAUAGCGAGGAUUGUGUCCCAACACGUUCGAAUUCUGAAAUUUUUAACGCUCACAGAACAAACGCUGCGACAAAUGUCUUUCGCCGAAUUUUUGGGCUGCACAUUGGAUAUAUGUCUCGUUGGAUAUUACGUAAUCAUGGAAAUCAAUGACUUAAAAACUGCCAUAACUUAUGUCAGCUUACUCAUAUCGCUGACGUUCAACAUUUUCAUAUUUUGCUACAUAGGCGAAAUAGUGACCGAGAACUGCAGGAAAAUCGGUGAGAUGUCAUACAUGAUCGAAUGGUAUCGAUUGCCAGGAAAGAAGAAACUCUGCUGCGUUAUGAUAAUAGCGAUGUCCAAUUCCACGGCAUCAUUAACAGCCGGGAAGAUGGUGGAAUUAACUAUCAACACCUUUGCCAAUGUUAUUAAGACUGCUGUCGGUUUUUUGAAUGUGUUACGAGCAACUACAUAAGUUUGUUUCAAAGACAAUGUUAUUUAUAAUCUGUUGAUG